Molecule: messenger RNA, 3532 nt
Organism: Penaeus monodon (black tiger shrimp)
Lineage: Eukaryota; Metazoa; Arthropoda; Malacostraca; Decapoda; Penaeidae
Exons: 3
Coding region: 1-2451 (816 amino acids)
Source: RefSeq, a predicted model, not a curated record
AUGCCGUUUUCGUUCCCCCCGAGCUCCUGGGCGAUCCUCCCAGAGGGGGCCCUUCGGCCCCCAACAGCACAACCCCCGAUGGCCGACGUGUCGGGACGAGACGUCGUACUGGCCCGCCCCUUGUCUGGCUGGAACACCUUCGUCCCGGGCCCAAAACUGAGGGGCGCACAGACCUCUAUGUCUUUGGGAGUUACGUUGAACCUGAGGGCUGGCAUGGCUGAAGCGGUCAAAUUCACUAGCGGUCAACAGAAAUUUUUCAGGUGCCCUGCAGACAAACGUCGACAAAGAUACACCUGCAAAGAAAAAAUGUCAAAGUGUUAUCUUUCGACGGGACCCAACCAGUCGUCCGACCCUCCCGAGAUUCAUUCGCUGAUGAGGGAGCCCAAAGAGUGGGGCUUUUUCCCCGAGGGCCCGAAAAACUGGAAGUUCAAAGGGCUUCUUAAUAAGUAUGAUUCAAGGGAAAACCUGACCACUGAGAAACACAGUGAUGCCCUAAGAUUAGCAGAAAACAUCCUCAGCACUACUGUGACUGCAGGCAAAUACGAAGUCAGGUCCCUGCAGCUAAAAGGCCACUCUGAGCUUGAUUAUGAAAAGGACUGUCAAGAUUUCAAAAAGGUGUAUGAGACAAUAAAGGCAGAGCUGAUGGCCAUGACUGUGACGCCAGAGGAGUGCUGCCGCGUAACCAUGAGUUCAACGAUCUCGGACCUCCAAGACGAAGACUUCCUCCAGAUGCUGAGCCUGAAUAAGUACGAGUUCCUCAAACAAUUUACCAUGAGUGGCAUCCCAGUGUUUUCGCCAACCAGAGACUCGGUAAGUUUAAAUCCCUGGUCCUACAAUAUCACGAGGAUACUCAGAUCCCCAUACACCACCCUGAGUCAAGUGGCCCUUGAGUCCUACGCUUCAAAUAAUGAACCAGGCGCACGUCAUAAGGACAUCAAACUGAAAGAGGAUGAUGAUAAUACUAAUUUCAAUGCUGUCAUCCCAGUGUUUAGCCCAGAAGCUGCAAAGCUGAUGGAACCUCUUGUUCAAACACGCCUUUAUGCCAUGUGUGUUACCUUCGCCAUUCUCAAGAACCCUCACAUCAUAGAGUACAAUAUACAUAUAGCAGCUCUGGCUACCUGCUGGGUGAGGAUACUGUAUGAGCACCCAGAAGUCCCACGGCCAGAGUAUGUUUGCCUCCGAGAGGAGAGCAUAAUCGCCACGGCUUCACUGUAUAUGAAAAGGAAAGGUAAUGUCGACUACUGCAAGCUCCUGACUGAGGACACACCACAGGCACUAAUGACGGAAAGCACCGUGAAGAUAAACAAACGUCCAGUCAAGUGUGAAUCUCUCAUCAAGCCAAUGUUUAUGCUUUAUUUCUUAAAGCAGAGAGAGGAAUUAGAGAUGGCGGAAGUUGCGAAGAUUGUCCGGCUGAUUUUGGUUGAAUUUGUCGGGCGCAACAUGAGCCACAUCAGGAACUCAAAGAAAAACAGCACACCUUAUACAGAUUUCUUUGUGGCCAUGCUUAAGGAUGAAGAUAAGAAAAAGGAGUUUUUACAAAGUUAUGCUGAGAAGGUAAAGGCGACAAUCGACAAAGGGGAGAGCUCAGCAGCCUUUCCUCUCUCAAAGUUCUACACACUUGAGGAAGUCCAGAAAGAUGCCAAAAAGAAGAGUGUAGUGCAGAUGAGAGCAGUCAGAGAGAAAUUUGCACUGCAGGUGCGGGUGUGCAUGGAUAAGGUGGAAAGACUCUUCAACGUGUCCCUGGCCGGAGCCGUCUCGUGGCGCACCCUCAGGACUUAUGCCAGGGAGAUGGGCCUGCCCGCAGAUGUCGUGGAAGAGUUGUUUGCUGAGAAGAGUGCAUUCGUUUACACUCAGCAUGCACUGCGAUACAGUUCCUCGAAGGAGCGUCUGUUAGCUAAGAUCGAUAGCUAUGAAGAUGCCUUCAGUUAUGUGAUGAGGCAAGUCGAAAUGGAAAACGUAAACAAUAUGGUAAACACGCUUCUAAAUGACAUGGUCAGCUCUUACGAAAGUGCCUGGCUGACUGAGUACCACCAAGCCCAUUCUGAUGUGGUAAGACCCAUGAGCAAGGAGCAGAUUCUAGCGGAGGCUGCAGCCCGUGGAAUCGAGGUCACAGCUGCGACAUUUGAUCAAGUGUAUCGGAAGUACCGCCCACAUCUAGGGCUUUUGAGCAAUGCCUGUCAGUGCCCUUCCUGCCCCUUCUUCCUCCAGCCAAACAAGAGGUACAAUCAGCACGCAAUAGUGGAGCGGCGCAAAUCAACUCUGUUCCCUCACGGAUUCCACCAAGUUGCAUACGACUGUCGUGAAGAAGGCCUAAAGAAUGCCAUCAGCGAGUUCCAAACUGGCACCCACAGGAAACACAAGGGCCAAGGCAAGCCAUUGCCAAAGGAAGCCGUCGCUCCCCUUCUUCAAGACAUGGAACAGCUGACAGUCACUUACUCUCGAGCCAAGUAAUAGAAACGGAGGGAGGGAGGUGAUGUAGGGAUGAGAGCUCGUCCAUUCACACAGUUCGCUCAAGAAUUAGAAUGUUUUGUUCUGGGAGGUUAUUCACUCGUCUUCAGACCCUGCGCUUCAUCACACAAGGCUAGCCUUUCGUGUUGACGUACUUGCCAUGCAUAGUGUCUCAUUCUAAAGGAAUUGUCUGUGUUUUAUUGGUAUACCAUUAUUAUUUUAUUAUUAAAAUCAUCACCAUUAUCAUUAUUAUUACUGUUAUUGUUAAUAUUAUUAUUAUCGCUUAAUCAGGUAAAUGAGACCUACUUUUUUACAGGUAAAUAAGUCACAUAUAUUUUCUUAUAGACAACUCCAAAUGUGCUUUGUUUUUAUAUUUCUUGUCUUUUCUUUUCGAUAAUUACAACCAAACUGUUAACUAAAACGUGCAGGAAAUGAGCUUUGGCUGCAUCUGACCAAAAACCCAUCCGCACUGUAAAAUAUGGGAAGACACGAGACGAGACUGAUUCCCAAAUGAGGACAUCUUUCCAAAGAGCCUCCUUUCAGGUAGAAAUUCUCUACCAAUUUCCACAGACCCACAAUUUCUUCUCUUCAAGGGGGAUGUGGAUAUAUCUUUAUAUUGAUUGCUGGUAGAAGAACCUUUUAAAGAUAACUUGGUCCGAAUUAAAUAAACUGAAGUACCUUGCUUGCUUUGUGCCCACACGGUGCAGCCUCCGAGUGGCGUGGGCGGUAACAUACGCAUAGGGGAGGGGGACAGAGCUCGGCGGGGCGGGCAAGAGAGCAGAUGCACUGAGAGAAAGGGAGAUGAGGGGGGAUUGAGAAAGGGAAGGAAACGGGAGAUGAGAACAGGCGAAGAAGGGUAUGAAUGAUGCCAGGCCUGUCGUAUGGCAGAUGCACCUUUGUAGUAAUAAGACUAAUGCAUGGGAAGCAUGAUUAUUUCCGUAUUGACUGUAUAUAUUUAGGAAUAGAAAGUAUUUGUGUGUGUUGUGAAAUAAGAAUAGAAAUAGACUGAUCUAUAUAAUAGGAUACUGCUAACCGAUUUUUAUUGAAUUUUGAAGCAAUGCAAAAUAUUUUCUGUUGAUAGGAA